This is a messenger RNA of Melanotaenia boesemani (Boeseman's rainbowfish), 7472 nucleotides long. Its product is annotated as activin receptor type-2A. Gene Ontology annotation, cellular component: activin receptor complex; plasma membrane. Gene Ontology annotation, molecular function: activin receptor activity; ATP binding; metal ion binding. The record is from RefSeq and is a predicted model, not a curated record. The transcript is spliced from 12 exons. Gene Ontology annotation, biological process: cellular response to growth factor stimulus; protein phosphorylation; activin receptor signaling pathway. Lineage: Eukaryota; Metazoa; Chordata; Actinopteri; Atheriniformes; Melanotaeniidae. Bases 880 to 2469 code for a protein of 529 amino acids.
CAGAGAGGCGAGGAGGAGACGGACUUGGAAAAGCCAGCUCGUCCUAAACUCGAUAGUGGCAUUAGCUACACGGAUUAACGGCAGCUUUGAUGGUUAUUGCUAACAUUAUAUAGUGUUUCCACUUGUUUAUUCAAGUCUCUUUAACCGUGGAGGGUUGUUUGACUGACUUUGGAGAGGAAUAUCGCACCGUUUGGAUCCUCGUAAUCGGUUGUUUCCCUGCUGGAGCGGACGGAGCUGUGGUUGUGGCCGGGCAGCCCCUCCGGACUGUUGGACGAAGCUGGAGCUUCUACACGGAAUAUAACGACAGUAAACAUUUUAAACUAGUUGUUUUUUUACGUUAAAAAGUGCGAAUGACCAUUUCGUCUACAUUUGGACAUUUUUUAGCUAUGCGACGGAGCUCAUUGAGGAGAAGUUUGAUUGGAGAGCGGAGUGCGCUUGAUUUCCAGUCCGAUGGAUGUUAGCCCUGCCAGGCUGUGGUUCGGCUGUUUGUGCCGCUGUUCAGAAAAUAACUGCUUAUCAGGCAUAAGUGAUCUCUUCAUAAUAAUGCAGCAGACCUGGCAAGUACACGGCAGCUCAGGCUUCGGUGCCAUCAAGUCGCCCUCGAUUGCUUGCCUGUAAACCUGGAAAUACCACUAACCAUCCCCUUCUCUUCCCUAUCCUCCUCUUCCUCCCAUCUUUUACUGGACUAUUGAGCCUUGCAUUACCUGGGAUAUUUUUGGGAUUUUGACUCGAUUUUAUAUUUUAAAAAUGCCCCCUUUUCAGAGACUGUGCUCCUUGGAGCAACAAGACAUUUAAUAUAACUCCAUCGUUUUGUGAUAUUGGGGGCGUUGUACUUGUUUAAAUUCCCUUUCUAGUGAGAGGAUCAUAUUCGGAUGGAAAAUGGGAGACGCCACAAAACUGGCCUUCGCCGUUUUCCUCAUCUCUUGCUCUUCAGGCGCCAUCCUGGGACGCUCAGAGACGCAGAAGUGUGUCUACUAUAACUCCAGCUGGGAGAAGGACCGGACCAACCGCAGCGGCAUCGAGCCAUGCUAUGGCGAGAAAGACAAGCGGAAGCACUGUUUCGCCACAUGGAAGAACGUCUCUGGAAACAUUGAGAUCGUCAAGCAAGGAUGCUGGCUGGAUGACGUCAACUGCUACGACAGUAACGAGUGUGUGGAGAGGAAGGAGAGUCCUGAAGUUUUUUUCUGCUGCUGUGAAGGCAACAUGUGUAACGAGAGGUUCCUGUACGCUCCUGAAGCGACCCGGCAGACCGACCAGCACCAUUCACCCGCCUACACCACCUCCAACCCAUUUUCCCAGAAGCCCCAGCUCUUCAGCACCCUGCUUUACUCUCUGGUUCCCAUCAUAGGCCUGGCUGCCGUUGUUCUUUUCUCCUUCUGGAUGUGGCGGCAUCACAAACUGGCCUACCCAGCUGCCCUCGUCCCCACACAUCACGCCUUUCACAUUAUGGUGGAGGAUCCCGGACCCUCACCCCCGUCCCCGGUGAUGGGCCACAAACCGCUGCAGCUGAUUGAGGUGAAAGCCAGGGGUCGCUUCGGCUGCGUGUGGAAGGCCCAACUGCUGAACGAAUACGUGGCCGUGAAGAUCUUCCCAAUCCAGGACAAGCUGUCUUGGCAGAACGAGUAUGAGAUCUACACCGUGAGCGGCAUGAAACACGAAAACAUCCUCCACUUUAUCGGCGUAGAGAAGAGGAAUAACAACCUCGACCUGGAGCUGUGGCUCAUCACCGCCUACCAUGACAAGGGCUCUCUGACAGACUACCUGAAGGCCAACGUGGUUUCCUGGAAUGAGCUUUGCCACAUUGCUCAGUCGGCGGCCCGGGGCCUGGCCUACCUGCACGAGGACAUCCCGGGACACAAAGAUGGACACAAGCCCUCCAUCGCCCACAGGGAUAUUAAGAGUAAGAAUGUGCUCCUUAAGAAUAACUUGACAGCCUGCAUAGCGGACUUUGGCCUUGCAUUAAAGUUCGAGGCUGGAAAAUCAGCAGGAGACACACAUGGACAGGUGGGAACGCGACGCUACAUGGCUCCCGAAGUGCUGGAGGGCGCCAUCAACUUUCAGCGUGACUCCUUCCUUCGUAUCGACAUGUACGCCUUUGGCCUCGUCCUCUGGGAGCUCGCGUCACGCUGCACUGCAGCUGAUGGGCCUGUAGACGAGUACAUGCUCCCCUUUGAGGAGGAGGUGGGUCAGCACCCGUCUCUGGAGGACAUGCAGGAGGUAGUCGUGCAUAAGAAGCUGCGACCCUGCCUGCGAGAGUGCUGGCAGAAACACACGGGUCUGGCCAUGCUCUGUGAAACCAUCGAGGACUGCUGGGACCACGAGGCUGAGGCCCGCCUGUCCGCAGGCUGCGUCGAGGAGCGCAUCGGCCAAAUGCAGCGCCAAGCCCCCAUCAUCGGCCCAGAGGAGAUUGUCACUGUCGUCACCAUGGUGACAAACGUGGACCUUCCUCCCAAGGAGUCCAGCUUAUGAUCAGCCAAUCACAUGAUAACCGGAUGAGCUACUGGAAAUCGACAAGAGGCGAUUAACAGCCAACCCUGGUCGGUUGGCUCAGGGGGUUCCUUUAGUUUUUCUUGUUUUGUUUUUUUCUUUUUCUUUUUUCUUUGUUUUUUUGUUAGUUUUUGAUCAUGGUUCCUUUAAGUGCGGGCCGCUACUCGCGUUCAGGAAACACCCUGCGCCCACCUCACCACAUCGGUCGACAUCCACCUCAUGUCUUUGAUAUGUGUGCCUGAGGAUUUGAACAUUUCCCCUCCGAGUCGAGACUCACUCAUCCUGAGCGGACGAGGCGGGAUGCGACGUCACGGGACGACGACGCUCAACAAACACUUUUAUCAUGUUAUGUUUUUAUACACACACACACACACACACACAUAGGAGGGCGACCUGUUCUGCACGGAUUCCUACGCAGAGAAGAUCUUGCAGAGAAAAAACUCUCAGCGCAUUUUAGUGUUAAAGAAAACCAACAAAACAAAAAAAAAAAACAAACAAAAAAAGAAGACGAGCACCCGCUCCUGAUACAUUUGCUGUUUCCUUGUGUGCGUUCUUUUGAAGAGACGAUCAUCGUUCUGCCAAUAAGCAACAGCUUCUGAAUGUUUAUAGUGUAAUGCUGCUGUACAUAGUGUAUCAUGGACCCUGACAACUUGGUAAUCAAGCUUAUUGUAAAGGUUUGGGGGAGGGGGUGGUGGGGGGGGAGGGUCCAUUUUCAAGCAUUACAACGAUAAAAACCCAUAAACCUCCUUCAACCAGGUAUACCUCAGUUCAGACGGACACAGUUUAAAUUAGUUCCUCUCCCUGCUCAGUCACAGUUCACAACCUCAAAUCUUCAUCAGGCGAGCUGAUGUCGGCUGCGACACGGCUCAUGGGUAACGUAGUCAGCAGUGGAUCGACCCAUGUGGCCACACACACACACACACACACACGGUUUUCCUCCCUUUGUCAUAUAGUUUAGCUCUACUUUGAUUUAAACUGUUUUUUUAUUGACAGUGGGAUAAAAACACCCCCAUAAUAAUGAAGUUGUCAUUUAAAGUUAAUUUUUAGGGGUUUGCCGUGUCGGCUGCUGAUCAGAGAGAGAACUGGACGAAGCGAGAUGUCAAGAAUCUGUCAAAAUUGUUUGUUUUUUGUUUUGUUUUGUUUUUUUUUCUUUAUUUUGUGAAGUCACUUUCACGUCGUCCGAUUCAUUUAGAGCAGGGGUCUGCAACCUGCGGCUCCGGAGCCUCAAGUGGCUUUCUGGACCUUCUCUUAAUACAAGGCUAAACAUGCUAAAGAACUAACUAAUGUUUUUAAAAAUAAAUUUUUUAGCUAAUUUUCUUUAUUUUUUUUUUCUUGUAAUAAUUUCAUUGAAUUUCUACAUUAUGACACCAAAAGUACAAGUCAUAAUUUUUUAUUUAUUUUUUUUUUUUACAUCGUUUUUUACAUCCCAUAGAAGAAAGUCUGUAUAUCCUUUGCUAAAGUUUGGUGUUUUUCUUUAUUUUAAAACUUAAAAAUAGAAAUAAAAAUGUGGCUUUUCAAAAAUUUCCUCUAGUAGCUAUUUAUGAAAAUGAUGAGAUUUAAAAGGGUCUCGUAACAUGCAGCUCUGAACGAGUUUUAUUUAUCUGGGCUUUGAUUGUAAAGGUUGCAGACCCCUGAUUUACAGUAAAGAAAAAAGCAGAUUGACAGAACAAGUCGCCCUUUAGUUUAUAAUUUCCUGCUUUUAUUGGAGGUGUCAGUUCCCAGCCCUCUGUAUUUUAGCUGAGCCAGCUUGUUUUUAAUUUGAUUGCACACUUUCUUUUAUCUUCAUACCAUUAAGAAUUUCUGCUCUCUUUUUGAUACACCUCAGGAAUCUUUGCUACUCACCACACUCUUCGCAUCCUCCUCAUCCUCCUUGUCAUGCUCAUAGGUAAACAGCUGUAGGUGUUUACACUGAAAACUGAAGCUAACCUGGUCAGCUUUGGUCCAAUCUCUCUUUAAGACCGAGCUUAUGCUUUUUGGUGAAUUCUCGGGACCUUUAUCGCCCUCAAAAUUCAGUGGAUAAUCGUCAUCUCCUGUUUUAUUUUCUAUUUUUCCACUAAAACCUGCCAGUUAGGUGCAGUUUUAUUCCUCGUUCCGACACUAACCAAACGCGGCAGAAGAGCUGAGACGAGGAAUCUCUUUAUCUCUUUCAUCCUGGUGCCAUUUCUACGUUAAUCCAUGUUAGUUACUCUUGUAGAUGUCAGGCAAAACGGAUGUAUCUGUCACUGUUGUGACGUUUUUUUGUUUGCUGUUUUUUUUUUUUUUGGUCUUUCUUUCCUCUGAGGGACGUUUUAACACUGGUGCCGGCAGAAGUGCAGUCUCUCCUCAAGCUUCGGGGCGGUUUCACAGGUCGCAGUUUAAAAUCAAGGCUGAAAUAUGAGAAAACUUGUUGAUGAAUCCUAAUGACAUAAAAAAAAAGCUUCCAAAAAGAAAAAAAAAAUCAAACUCGGAGGAUCUUCAGAGUGACUUUGGGACAUAAUUUACGCACAUGCUUUUGCAACAACUCAGCUAACCUGAAGGAAGUUGAAGCCAUCAUCUUAUUUUACACAGUGUAGCACCAGAACAAUAUUUGCAAGCUGUUGCUUCUUUUCGCAGCCAUCCUCCUAAGGUCCUCCUGAAGCUUUGAACCGUCAGGGAUCAUCCACACUUCAAACCCUUCAACAAGUACUACCUCACUUGCAGGGAUUUCUUUUGGGGUAGAAACUACGACUAAAAUGCACCAAAAAGUUAGAGCCAUUUUCCAGCAGUAAUAAUAAGUGUUUCUGUUCUUAGAAAGUAUAUAUUGGAGCAAGAUACAGUUAAAAAGAAGUUUUCUCCUUUUCACCCCCAUCCUUUCUCUCGAAAAAUGUUUGGAGACACCAGUAUUAUCCUUGUUUGGGAUGCAAAUUUAAACAGUAUUUCAGGUGCUGAGUUCAUCAUCUGUCUGGAAAAAGGAAAAUAUCGGCUUAAAGGAUAGAAAAUGGCAGCGUGAGAGAUUCAGGUUGAGUUUAAGCUGCGUUCAGGAAACCGACCCCGGCCAACAAACAGCAUUCAGGGAUUCAGUACUAUGCUUUUCUAAGUUCUAGUGAUAUGCAACCAGUGCUGCAAACUACCCUACACUUCCGCAGGAUCAGCUGCAGCAGUGACUCUCAAUACAUACAAACACACACAAAUAACUUGUAGCAUUUUAAUUUAGCUUUUUUUUUUCUUCUUUUCCUUUUUAAAUACAUGAUCUUGCAUAUUGGUAUGUUGUAUUUAUUUUUUAAUUUACUGGCCUGAGGUUUUGGGGAUCAGAAAUCUGGUGCAACUCAGAAUAAAUUUGGAUUUAUGGUUGUUGGGGCGGGUUGGGGUGGGGUGGUUGUGUGGGUUAUAAUUCAGGAAAUACUUUCAUUAAUUGAAAAAGAAAAGAUAUAAACUGUAACAUGCUUCUUUCUAUUAAGUCUGCGGGCAAAACAACCGAGAAUGAAUGUUCUACAGACUCCUGGAUCCGUAUAUAAGUGUGUGUACUUUCAAUGGAUUAAGCCCCCGGCCCCGUGUAACGUUAGAGGGCUUACGUUCGGCUGGUGUUGUGUGAUUGUGCCCUGUCCUGUAGAAAAUAGUAAAAGCAGCACGUUUGGUUACCCAUUCAUGCACCUCUUGGCUAACAACUAAAUAAAAAAUGUAAUUGCACUCUGCAAACAAACACUCCUCAAUAUGCAAGAAACAUUUUCAGUUUAUCCAAAACAAAUUUCCCCCUUUUAAAAAUGUGACCUCGCCUUUGUCCAAUCUUCUCUGAAGUCUUCGUUUAAGUCAGGGGUGCCCAAGUCCGUUCCUAGAGCUGCUAUCCUGCAACUUUUCUCUUUGAGCUCUCGAGGGCAGGACUUGGGCAACCCUGGUUUUAAUGAUUGUGGACAAUCUCCUCUUUCAUUUCAUGAUGCAUGGAUGGGUUUUCUCAGGGUGUGGGCUUUUACACUUUUCUACCACGACUUUCUCCAGCCCAGCACCUCACAUUGCUGUGCAUAUAAACUACCAGUGAAACAUUUGUGUCUUGUUGCCCCCUCCCCCAACCUUUCCCCCCCACACUAUUUUAAGCAGUCUAGGAUCUGUACAGAUAUAAAUACCUGUAUCGACUAUAUACUCUGAGCUGAAUCUUUAUAAGUGCGUGUUGAACUUCAGUGUUUCCUCUACAUUCAUCAGCAGCCGGGCUGGGCGUGGCCUAGCUGCAUGAAAGUUGCCCCCCCUAUCCCUUCCCUCAUCCCCACCCAACCCCCCUCCCCAACAAAUGUGACAAAUAAUCCAACUCGAGCUUUGUGUAAGCUGAAAGCAAGAGGCUCAUUUUUAAAGCAUCCUGACAAGCACUUAAAACUCUAGAAAGUAUUGAACAUUCAAGCCUGAGGUGUUCCUCAAGGAGCCUGUUCAGACCCCCAAACUGUUGCUCUCAAAGAGCAGUUGCAAUACUCCCCCUUUGUGAUGGUACAAUCAGACACUACAGGUAUUUUAUUCCAGCACCUCAGCCUCUUCCUUUUCCCUUUCUUGGUAAGAAUUUUAGAGGAAUCAUUGAACUGCAGCGACCUCGCCUCCGAGACUGACAAGUCUGGUCGCCAGGCCUGGAAUUUCUACACUACAAAAACAUAAAGAAAAACACUACAAGAGUUUUUGACCCCACAGAUCUCAAGGCUCUCGAGCAGCAGCGCUGAUCUGAGAUCUGCAACCUGCAAUGAUUAUGGUGCUCACAGGGUUUUUAAAGCUGGAGGAAACAUGUCCCGACACAUGUGACUGUAAAUUUCAUGUUGCUGAUUAAACAAAAAAGAAGUGAAAAUGGAAAGAAACUGAAGUCUGAUACUUUCAAACAGGCCAGUGUGUGAAAUGGAAGAAAAUCAGCAUCCACAGAGAAAAGAGAAACCCUGAACGCAUCGUGACGGCAGAUGCCCCGAUCAGCGCUGCAGCUCUGGGCUGACGUCGGCCAACCGUGGUUUUUAUCAGCUGAAGUGAUCCACGUGAUGUAAAUAAAUGUGUUUUUAGAUUGUGAA